Cuscuta europaea is the source of this 2296-nucleotide messenger RNA. The record is from the annotation of a GenBank genome assembly. Lineage: Eukaryota; Viridiplantae; Streptophyta; Magnoliopsida; Solanales; Convolvulaceae.
UUCGUGUACAAAUAGAAUUUUCACAAUACCUUAUUGAUCAAACCGAAAAGGGUAUGGUGCAAGUUAUUCCAUCCUAAAAUUAGACAAUAUCGAACAUUUUAAAACCUUUUUGAUAAUUUAAUAGACUGUUUUUAAACGCAUCCACCUUUGGUUCAUUCGUAUUUACAACUCCAUUGAUUCUUUUGGUUCUUCUCUAAAUCAUUUUCAUGACAUAACUAUCCAAGCACCUUUGUGUGUUGACAACUAUAAUGAUAAAUACCUACAUGAGUAGCUCAGUUGGUUGAGCGGUGAGAAACUUGGAAGAAUUAUCAAGGAUCGAAUCCCGCAACGGUCAUGUGAAUGUUACAGCUCCUACGUGAUGGGCUGUACUUCUGGUGCACAUGGGUACAAAGUCUAACACCAUUGAGUCGAUUGAGUCACCGUGACUCAGAACUUUCCAAAAGUCAUAUAGUGUGACGUGGAGAUCCUUAGGUUGGAGAUUAACCUUUUGGAAGAACUAUAACCACAAAACUUUGAAUUAGGGAGGCAAUAAUUUUGGAGAAGAGAGAGUGGUGGAGGACAAAUGCAUUAUCCAAACGCAUGUUAUUAUACAAAAAUGUACAAACACGCAAGCAAGCACCUAAUAACAACAAGUGCACACGACAAACAGAAGAAGCCUCAUUGAUUGCAUGCCUACCUCAUCGAUACUUCCAAAAACAGCAGGGUUCAUGCUCUUCCCCGCCCUCCAUUUUCUUACUCCCCCUGAGCUCUUCUUCUCCAUCUUCACCGACGUGGCUGCUACAACAUCUCUUUUUCGCCAUUUCUUCUUCCAUGGCUUCCAAGCGUUCUGUAGUUGACCUCGCCGCCGCAGAGGACCCGUCCUUUAAAAGGCAGUGCCAUUUCACUUCUCCGGCGGGACCCUCCCUCUCCGGCGAGAAAGACGACGAGGAUUACGGUAUGGCGGCACACACCGAGUCAGCUGGUCUGCAUUUGCUCGGUCUUCUGCUACAAUGCGCGGAGUGCGUCUCGGCGCAUGAUCUCCACAGCGCCGGCAAUCUAAUACCGGAGAUAUCGGAGCUAUCUUCUCCGUUCGGGUCGUCUGCUGAGCGCGUUGCCGCUUACUUCGCCGAAGCGCUCUCCGCGCGGAUCAUAAGCUCCUUUCUCGGCUCCUGCCGGCCGCCGCUCACCAUUGAAAACCUAACCAUAUCCCAAUCUAAAAAGCUCUUCGCCGCACUUCAGAUCUACAAUUCCGUCAGCCCUCUCGUCAAAUUCUCGCACUUCACGGCCAACCAGGCCAUCUUCCAGGCCCUUGAUGGAGAGGAUCAUGUCCACAUCAUCGACCUCGACAUCAUGCAGGGCCUGCAGUGGCCGGGACUGUUUCACAUCCUCGCCUCACGCAGGCGAAAGAUCCGGUCCAUCAAGAUAACCGGCGUGGGACCCUCAAUAGAGCUGCUCGAGUCCACCGGGCGGAGACUCGCAGAGUUCGCGAGCUCACUCGGGCUCCCUUUCGAGUUCCGGGCGCUGGAGGGCAAAAUCGGCAACCUAACGGACCCGAGCCAACUGGGUGGGGGGAGGGGUGAGACGACGGUGGUGCACUGGAUGCAACACAGGAUGUACGACGUGACCGGGAGCGAUUUAGGGACGCUGAGAUGGCUCACUCUCCUGAGGCCAAAGCUGAUCACGGUGGUGGAGCAGGACACGAGCGGUGGCGGGGCGAGUUUCCUGGGGAGGUUUGUGGAGGCUUUGCAUUAUUACUCGGCUUUGUUUGACGCGCUCGGGGAGGGAUUGGGCGAGGACAGCGUGGAGAGGCACACGGUGGAGCAGCAGCUGCUGGGGCGCGAGAUCAGGAACAUCCUGCAGGCCGUCGGGGAGCAGGAGGAGGCCAGGUGGUGCGAUGAGCUGCAACGGGUCGGGUUCAAGCCCGUUUCACUCACAGGUAGCCCGGCUGCCCAGGCAGGCCUUUUGCUCGGGAUGUUCCCUUGGAAAGGAUAUACUUUGGUGGAGGAAAAUGGGCGGUUGAGGUUGGGGUGGAAGGUUUUGCCAUUGUUGACCGCCUCUGCCUGGCGCCCGUCCCACAUUCAUUAGGUUUCACCCCCAAACCAUAGCCUCAAUUUAACAAAUCCGUCCCACAUUCAUUAGGUUUAGAGAUCGAAGAAACAACCAUCACACAGAUGCAAACAAUCAACACUGUGUAGUAGUGACGACUUAGUUGUUUACUCAUUCUUACAAAUGACAAUAAAUUCUUUUCAAACUUUUAUUUUGAAUUUUAUGUUUUCCUUAUUACAACAAAAAAAAUAUAUAAUCAAUAUCAUUUCAC